Messenger RNA from Vombatus ursinus (common wombat), 1696 nucleotides. It is a transcript of the gene TTC9C, whose product is annotated as tetratricopeptide repeat domain 9C. The transcript has 3 exons. The coding region runs from base 63 to 578 and encodes 171 amino acids. Gene Ontology annotation, molecular function: protein binding. NCBI's taxonomy places the organism in Eukaryota, Metazoa, Chordata, Mammalia, Diprotodontia, Vombatidae. The record is from RefSeq and is a predicted model, not a curated record.
CCCGCAGCAGCAGCAGCAGCAGCAGCAGCAGCCACCCCGGCCCUUCUCUCGGACCCCGGGCCAUGGAGAGGAGGCUCCGCGAGGCGCAGCAGUACAAGGAGGAGGGGAACCAGCGCUACCGGGAGGGGCGCUACCGGGAUGCUGUGAGCCGGUACCACCGGGCCCUGCUUCAGCUUCGGGGCCUCGACCCGAGCCUGCCAUCGCCGCUGCCCCCCCUGGGCGCCCGAGGCCCGGCGCUGACGGUCGAGCAGCAGCAGGUGCUGGAGAGCACGCAGGCCGACUGUUACAACAACCUGGCCGCCUCUCUCCUUCAGAUGGAGCCAGUAAACUAUGACCGAGUGAGAGAAUACAGUCAGAAGGUCUUGGAGCGCCAGCCGGCCAAUGCCAAGGCCUUGUACCGGGCAGGAGUGGCUUCUUUUCACUUACAGGACUAUGACCAGGCCCGACGCUACCUUCAGGCCGCCACUGACCGUCAACCAAAAGAUGCCAAUGUCCGGCGAUACCUGCAGCGGACGGAAUCGGAACUAAGCAGCUACCACCAAAAGGAAAAACAGCUUUACAUGGGCAUGUUUGGUUAGCCAGAGACAUAGAGGCCUUCUUUAACCCUCCUUACUUUAGGGUGAACCCCUAGAUUCCCCCCUCCCCCCCGAACUGGAAGCAGGGGCUUCAAGCAGGAGAAGUGGGCGCUCCACCUGCGACCUACCUGGGCUGCGCUUUGGCUUCCGUCCCUGCACCAACUCCUCCUCGUACACAGUCCACGUCUUCCUCUUCCUAGCCCUCUCCGUGUUUCUGUCCAGCAUCAUCGUUGUAGCCUCGAGGAGCUUUACUGGGAAACACCAGAGCAAGCCACUAGAUGCAAGUGGAAUAAAUGAUCUCGGCCAACUGCAGAUUCCCAGAAAUGGAUGGCCGCAUUGGUCACAGGUGGAUGAUGAGGCUGGCAGAAAGGGGUGUAUGAAGGGCAAGCAGGAACAAGGCUUCCGAAAGUCAGUGGAAUGCUAUUGGACCGUUGGGGGUGAUGGGUGUUUGGGUGGCAUCAAAGGACAGCCUGGUAGGCUGGGAACACCCUUUCUGGGUCACAUUCUCGUUCUGUUUUUCAUGAUAAUCAAAAUCAGAGGUUAGGCCAAAAUGUAUGAAAACUUAACAUUAGAAUGAUCAUUUUCCCCCUUGGGUUAAACUGACACAGUUGUUCUGAGACUAAUGAUUGUUUACCUGACAAGGACAUCUGAGCCCUGCUCAGAUUUUUCUUAUCACUCCUGGUUUCUGCUUCUUUCUCCAUAAUUAGCAUUUAUUUCUGAAGCAUACAUGAGCCUCAAGAAUGAACCACAUUCCUUUGGCUACAGUAGCAAAGUGACCACAUGAUGCUGGCCGCCCUCCAUGGAAGAUGUGUGAAAGCGGUCUCAGUCCGUCCCCAUAGAAACCACUGUGCCAUACAAGGAUUAUUAAAAACAUCCUUCUCUGUCUACCUGAGAGCCCCUGUAUUUUUCCAGUGCCUCCCUCCUCCAGGGUACCCAAGUACCUGAGUGACAGAAAGAGAGGCUCACUUUUCAAGGUGUUGGGGAUGCCCAGAGGAGGGGCUGGUCUGGCUGUCCAUGUCAUUCAUUGGUAAGCCAAGGCUUCUCAUAUCGAGGGGUCAUUAGGUUUUUAUUAGUAUUAUUAUUAUUAUCAACUGGUUGAAUACAAUUUGUUUCCUUUGUAA